Bactrocera latifrons is the source of this 2741-nucleotide messenger RNA. RefSeq names its product pre-mRNA-splicing regulator female-lethal(2)D (gene fl(2)d). The coding region runs from base 572 to 2494 and encodes 640 amino acids. The record is from RefSeq and is a predicted model, not a curated record. Lineage: Eukaryota; Metazoa; Arthropoda; Insecta; Diptera; Tephritidae. The transcript is spliced from 5 exons. Gene Ontology annotation, biological process: regulation of alternative mRNA splicing, via spliceosome. Gene Ontology annotation, cellular component: nucleus.
CGACCAUAUUGAAUUUUCAUAAAUUAAAAUUGUGACGCGUCGAGAUUUCGCUGUGUAGAAAAGUUAAUAUUUAUUGUGGAAAAAGUGCAAAUUUUCUUACAAAAAUAUUGAAAAAAUAUAGUUGAAUACACAUUUAAUACGAYAGUGAUAAAAGUAAGUAGCUGAAAAGUUGGAAAGUGCGCAAAUAUUGGAAGUGAAAAGUUGUCAGCGGAGCGCUAGUUGAAAGUUUCCAUGCAUAAAUGUAUAUAUAUUUCACAAAAGUUGAAGAAGAAGCAAUAGGUAAUUAAAAAGUUAUAUGAGCAYAGAAAAGUAGCACAGAGGAAAGAAAGAAAUAAGUGUUGGAGAAGGGGAAAAAGAAGAAGCGAGAGAAGCAACUCGUGAAAAAAAAGCCAAACAAACGCACAAGGCAUACGUGCUGCUGCGUGGCGUGUUAGUUUUUAGAAAGCAAUCAUAUUGGAGGUGCGGUGUACAACAAAACUAACUUCCGCUUUAGAGCAAAACCUCAAUUAAAGAAAAAUUAAAAACUUAUAUAAAAUAGUUUUGUGGCACGGUAUUUGCCCUCUGUACUGUAAUGAGUGUCGCUGCAAUGACUAUGGACGAUCAAAGACCUUUGAUGAACAGUUACGAUAAAAUGUCUAAACAAUAUGAACAAAAUUUGCAUGGUAAUACCGGACUAGGUGGAGGGGGUGGCGGCAAUGGUUUAGGUGCUGGCGGUGCACCACCAUCUGGGCCUGCCUCGCCAACGCCAUCCGGUAGCGAAGAGCCUUCGCAUCAAUAUCAUCAUUCACACCAUCACCAUUCUCACCACCAUCAUCAUCAUCAUUCGCGGCAUAUGCAUCAACAUGUGGAACAUCAGCCACCAUCGCCGCCGCCAACUCUGCAACAGCAACAACAUGUGCACCAUCAUAGCCAACACCAUCAGACUCAACAGCAGCAGCAACUUCAACAGCAGCAGCAACAGCCAAGCAGUGUCGCUGAGGCCGUUGUUGCUGCCGAACAUCGUCAGCGGUUGCUCGAAGAUGAAAUUGAAAAUCUCAAGUUGGAACAGACGCGCUUAUCGCAGCAAUGCGUUGAUGCACAACGGCGCGAAAAAAUUCUCAUGCGCCGCUUGGCCAAUAAAGAGCAAGAAUUUCAGGAUUAUGUGAGCCAAAUUGCCGAAUACAAAGCAGCACAAGCACCCACAGCUUUGGCACUGCGAGCGGCUUUGCUUGAUCCUGCUGUUAAUUUGCUUUUUGAGAAGCUCAAGAAAGAGCUAAAAGCUACCAAAGCAAAGUUGGAGGAAACUCAAAAUGAAUUGUCCGCUUGGAAAUUCACACCAGAUUCUAAUACUGGCAAACGUUUGAUUGCCAAAUGUCGUUUGUUAUAUCAAGAAAAUGAGGAACUGGGUAAAAUGACUUCCAACGGUCGCYUGGCCAAACUUGAGACUGAAUUGGCUAUGCAAAAAAGCUUUUGCGAAGAAGUAAAGAAGUCACAAUCAGAGGUCGACGAUUUUCUACCCGAAUUAGACGAAGAUGUUGAAGGCAUGCAAAGUACAAUCUUAUUCCUGCAGCAAGAACUGAAGACCACCCGCGAUCGCAUACUAAUUUUGGAGAAGGAAAAUUAUCAAUUGAAAACUGGCACUUUGGACAAUGAGAAUACUAUUAAAGUAACAGAUGCAGAAGUUACUGAUGCCAAUACCCCUGCUCUGCACAGUGGCCAUAAUGGCGCUGUUGCUCCYUGCAACAUAACAGUAAAUGUUGCCGAAACCUGUGCCAUACCCUUCAAUACUAACGCCGCAACUAUUAACAACGCCAGCAGCAGUGUUCUUCCGCCAACGCUCAAUACGCUCAACAAUGCCAACGAAUUAAAAUAUGCUGCAACUCGACCUUUGGAGACCAUCGAUGAGAAUUCUUGUCUGCGAAAYUAUGGCACACCAAAAGACUUCUACAAUGGCAAUGAGGAGCAAUCACAUGUGCCAAUCGCGGUAGCUAAACAAAUGCCGGAAGCUGAUGGCAACAAUCCUUUGAAUCCCUUCAUUAACGCCACACCUGUUGUGGCAGGUGGCGCCAUGCUACGCACAGUCGCCUCGCGUAAACGUAAUUAUGAUUGCAGUGAACUGAAUGAUAGUCCAGCCGUCGUUAUUGCGCCUGCUACGCCGACGCAUGUAAUCGCGCCACGCACGUUGCCACCCAAAAAGUCCAAAUUACGCCGCACUUCGGUGCAAUCRAAUGAAAUCAAUGAUUAUGACGCYGCAAAUUGUGUUGGCAGUAAUAAUGCACAACAACAAAUGUUGGGUGGCAUUAAUACCGGCAUUGCCCCAGUGGAUCCUYUAAGUAUUGUCGACAAUGCGGUGGUUGGUAUGGCAAAUGAGGAGCACACCAGUGGCCUGGCGAUCGACGAGUCAGCCAUGGAUGCGGGUGGUAAUAAUGGCGGUGUUGCUCUACGUAUUAUGACGCGAAGACGCUCCGUCCGCCAACAGCAAAAUGGCAAUAUCGGGGGCGACAGUAAUCAUUAGGGCGGGUGUGUUGCAUGAAAACCGCAAAGUCGUGAUGCGCGAAACUGAGCUAGUUCUAUUUAACAUACAUAUAUUAUCGUGAAGGUAUAAAUGCAUAUAUUUUUAUUGCGACUUGAAUGUUAAAGUGAAAAAACGAUACUAUAGUGUUUUAAUAUAAAGAGAAUAAACAAAGGAAUAUGCAGAAUACAAUGAUGCUAAGGGAAAUUAAACAAUAACUGUGUAAUAAACAAAAAACAAAAAAAAAAAA